This is a messenger RNA of Fusarium keratoplasticum, 771 nucleotides long. RefSeq lists its product as uncharacterized. Bases 1 to 771 code for a protein of 256 amino acids. The record is from RefSeq and is a predicted model, not a curated record. Lineage: Eukaryota; Fungi; Ascomycota; Sordariomycetes; Hypocreales; Nectriaceae. The transcript has a single exon.
AUGUUGACCCCUAUGCCGAAAGACAAUACCGUUGGAGUUCUUCACGCCCAAACCUUCCACCUAUUCCCAAGACUUCCACUUGAACUUCGCCAAGAAAUCUGGAAGCUCGCACUACCACUGACCUCCGAGAAACCAGGAGUAUGCAUCCUCUCAGAAGGCAUGGCAUUUCUAGAGGGUAUAAGCAGUCUCACAGUCAAGGAGCACCACUCGUCACUCAAGGCCGUCUGCCAAGAAGCGCGCAAGACAGCUCUUGAGACCCUCCCCAUGAGACGCGACUACAAUCCUCUCAUCGACAUUAUAUACAUCGACCACUACAGCUUCUCUGCUUUCUGUUCCAGGGCCACGAUUGAUGACUGGAGCCUUGUCAGGCACAUCGCACUUUCUCUCCCACUUGCAGUGAUGGGUUUCAACAUCUCCUUAGCCUUGUUCGGGCUGCCUGGCUUAGAGGAACUGUCGGUUGUUUAUCCCAAGUCAACUGGAACUGUAGAUCUGUUUGACGACGUGUCUGUCCCCGAGACGGGCCCACGAAAGCUCAGGAGGUUUACGCAGACUGAAAUGUCUUGCUUUGUGAUCAAGGCGGAUUUCAUAGAUGAGACUCAUGGCGGAGAUGUCCCCAUUGUCUGGGAAAAGGAUGUUAGGACGCAUCUGGACUUUGUCAUGACAGGGUUGUCGCAGGAGACGUGCUCCAGUCUACUGUCGUGUUGGGAUGAGGAGAGGAAGAGGUUGAUGUUGACGAUGCAUGCGUUGUGUUUCGAGGUGGAUAAGUCAUGA